Coregonus sp. 'balchen' is the source of this 1612-nucleotide messenger RNA. NCBI's taxonomy places the organism in Eukaryota, Metazoa, Chordata, Actinopteri, Salmoniformes, Salmonidae. The record is from the annotation of a GenBank genome assembly.
UUUAAGUGUGAGAUAGCCCGGAAAACGGAAGAAGUGAACUUUACACUGACUGGUUCGUUAGUUACUGUCAAAACAAUAACCAUUACUAAAUCUGCUCGGAACAAUGUACAGGUGAGUAGCUAAUGUUCUUGGGCCACAAACCUGCUAAAUAUUGUGAUAAUAGUAAUUGUUGCUUCUCGUCGCCCCGGAAAGUUGUUUGUGCUAGACCUCUAGCUAGCUAUGUAAUUUAGCGUAGCCUGGCUGUUAGCAAGCGAGAGUUGCUAGCAUGAACUCUGGCAACAGUAGCUUGCUCCUUGCAUGGCUGAUUAAAUGUAGCUAUGUUGUUCAUAUCAAGAAUAAUGUAUUUGCAUAUGUAUUGUUAAAGAUAUUUAUUUUGCAUAUAGUUAACUAGCCACCAGUACAAUACUCGAAGUUUCAAAUUGUGAACAUGGCCACGCGCUGUCAAACGUUGGCCAAAGCCAGGCAAAGCAAACAAUUGCUUUAGGACUAUAUUCUGCGUUAGCGCAUAACUGAGUUUAGCUUUAUAAUCUAUUUUGUUAAUGGGAUUAGCCAGAUAGUCUGUGGCUGCUCUAAUAUCUAAUUCACAGGCCAGCGAUUUAAACGGACAUGUGCCUGUGAGCGGUUAGCCAGCAGUCAGUGCAAGGCAGACAGACAGGGUGGGCGUAACGCCUUUACAGGUGGGCUACUCAAGAAGUAACUGCUAAACGUGUAGUAUAGUACAAGGUUGCAGAGGUCACACAAUGCUAAUCUUUAGAAGAAGCUAGCUUGCUGCUGUAUUUAUAGAGCAGAGAUCGUGCAGGGCUUGUAGCCAGUACAGUGCUCUACAGGCAGGUGUCAGUUUUCUAAACAUCCCUUAAAAGUCAACUGGCAGUCUGACACUAUGUCCUGGCCGAAUACCAUAUUGCCCACUUGGGGAUUUGCCCUGUACAAGCUUUAACAGGCUUAUACUGUACUGUAGGUAAUUAAUUUGUUUCUGUGUUGCCCUUCAGGUUAACAACAGAUGGUAGAAGGUGGGUGUUGUCCAGUCGGUGACUCUGACCAUCCAUCUCUACUAUGGUGCUGUGCAGCAGCCUGCUGGCUGUGGCGUUCCUCCUGUCUCAGGCAGGGGGGGUUCCUGCACUCUUUGGAAGAGGACGCCCUUCCUAAGGAGUGGGUGCUGCUCCAUGUGGUGCAGGGCCACAUCGGGGCAGGCAACUACAGCUACCUGCGGCUCAACCACGACGGCAAGAUCAUCCUGCACAUGCGCAGCCUCAAGGGGGACGCAGACUUGUACGUCUCGGACAAAACUCUGCGGCCCAGCUUCGACACCUACAAGCUGCAGUCGGCCACCUGCGGCCAGGACGUGGUCGUAGUACCUGGGGACUUUGUGAGGCCCGUGGGGAUUGGCAUUUACGGCCACCCGUCAUACCAGGAGAGCGAGUUUGAGGUGAGGGUGUUUUACGAUCAGACUUCCCUCCAGGACCCGUUCGAUAAAAGGUCGUACCCCUCGGAGGAGGACCGGGGGAAGCAGAGCUACUCCCCAGCUCCAGAGGACGACUUCCAGGAAGAGGAGUCCAUCUUCUGGACUAUUUUCAUUGGUAUUCUGAAGAUUAUACUUGAAAUUUUGUUCUAA